GGCAGGCAAUGGAAGAUGAGAAGAGAAUGGAGUGGAAGUUAAGGAUGAUGAGGGAGAAGAAGAAGAGGGUGGAUGCAGCAAGUGAAGCGGUCAAAGAGUUAGAGGAGGUGCAGAAACUGACUCUACAGUUGACCCCUCAAGUGGACCUCCAACGAAAGGUAGAGAUCAUUGCCCAGAGUGUCGAGCGCUUGGCCCGAGUACAGGAGGAACAAUACGAGUUUAGUAGAAGCCAGGACAUGGUUGUGCGCUCGAUGCGACUGGGAUUUCGGGAUUUUGCCCGCGAACUGGUAGGCGCAGUAGGGGCCGAGGUGAACCAUCGCCUCGAAAAGACCGAACGAUUCUGCGUUGGCGCCAUUGAAGGCGUCAAGGCGACAACUCCCAAGGAGGAAGAAGCACGUCCUCGUAGGGAGCCAGUCAAGGUCAAGUUCCCUGAUUCCUACAGUGGAAAGAGGGAAGAAAACUUUGACAAUUGGGAGGCCAAUGCCAAGACCUAUGUGCAUUUGCAACAGGUCUCCCCGGAUCAGCACGUCUUGAUUGCGAUCCAUGCGCUUAGAGAUGAGGCUGCCAGUUUCGCAAGGUCCCUAGUCCGCUCUGCCAACUGCAACGAUGAUGCAGUUGCUUACUCGUCAUUCACCCCCCUCGUAGAUUUCAUGAAGUUGUUGCGCGAGCGAUUUGCUAAUGUCGCCCGCAAUGUCAAAGCCUCUGAUAGGCUUCAGACCAUCCAUUCUCGUCAAUGGAAGAGUGCCAGGGCACUCAAGGGUGUUAUGGACGAAUGGGUAGCUGUUCCUGACCAUGGGGUCACAAAGACCCAGUUGGUCAACCUCUUCUAUAGGGCUAUGCCCGAAUCGCUGCGUGGCCACUUCUUUGCGAAGAGUCAAGAUCCUGCAAUGACGCACGAUGCACUUAGCAGGGAAGCGGUGGCCUUUGAGGGAAGUCUGUGCGUGGCUGAAGAAUUGAAGGAGAGGAUGCCCGCCUGGGCCAAGAUGAAAAAGGAGAAUAAAGGGCAGCUUAUAUUAGUAGAUACAGAGAUUUUUAGAGGACGAGCAGGCGCCUUAGUGGAUAGUGGAGCCACUCGUAGUUAUAUUAGUAGGAAGGCGCUACAGAAGCUGAAGUUGCAGUUAAAGGUCCAAAGACUAGCAGACCCCAUAGUUAGUAUCCUCGCGGACAAUCGCACCAUGCGAGUGGAGGAAUACGUAGAGGGAGUCCAAGCAUAUUUCCGCCUAGAACAGGAUGGGAGGGUGGAGAAGGUCCUCCAUUCCCUGACUCUCCUCGUAGAGGAUAGCCUCCCGUUUGACAUAGUCCUAGGUAUGGACUGGGGAGAGGCAGCAGGGACCACACUCCAUUUGAGAGAGCACGAGUGUAGGCUCCCUAGUCCGUCAGGCGGUGUCAAGACUGCCCGACUGUUCCAUGUGUCAGGAGUAGACAACUCCCUAGCGCAUUGCUGCCUCAGUGCUCCUGCGUUCGCAAGGCUAGUGAAAAAGGAGCAACUGGAGGAACAGGUUUUUGUAGCCUAUGUUAGGCCAGUAACUGAGCCUAAGGAGGAGAAACCUAUAAACCCUGCUAUUGCCAAGCUGCUGGAGGAGUUUAAAGAUCUGGCUGAGCCGCCGAUAGGAGUAGUCCCGCGGCCUAUCCAGCACCGCAUUGAGAUUGAGCUUGGCAGUAGAACUCCCAAAGGAGCCGUGUAUAGGAUGUCCCCGCGGGAGUUGGAGGAGUUGCGCAAACAAUUAGACGAGCUCCUCGAGAAGGGUUGGAUUAGGCCCAGUUCAUCCCCAUUCGGGGCACCUGUUCUGUUCGUUCCCAAGAAAGAGGGAGAGCUUAGGAUGUGUAUAGACUAUAGGGGUCUGAAUGCAAUCACAGUUAAGAAUGUUGAACCACUGCCCAGGAUAGACGAUCUUUUAGAUCGGGUGCAGGGGUGCAAAUAUUUCACGAAGAUAGAUUUAAAGUCCGGAUAUCAUCAGAUAGAGGUUCAUCCUGAUGAUCACUACAAGACAACCUUCCGGACUAGAUACGGGCACUACGAGUUCAUCGUGAUGCCCUUUGGAUUAACCAACGUGCCAGCGACUUUUCAGCGAUGCAUGAAUGACCUGUUUAGGCCUUGGUUAGAUAGGUUUGUUGUAGUGUAUUUGGAUGACAUCCUAGUGUUUAGUAAGACCCUCGAAGAGCAUCGGGGUCAUCUCAGGCAGGUCUUGGAGAAGCUGAGAGAAGCUAACUUCAAGAUCAACGCCAAGAAGUGCGAAUGGGCGAAGACCCAAGUGUUGUAUUUAGGCCACGUCUUAGAUGGAGACGGCAUCAAGCCAAAGGAUAGUAAGAUCGCAUCGAUCAGAGAUUGGCCUACGCCACGUACGUUAACAGAGUUGCGGUCGUUCUUAGGCCUAGCAAACUACUAUAGGAAGUUCGUAAGGAACUUCUCCACGAUCGCUGCGCCCCUUCGCAGACUGCUCAGGAAAGAGACUAUCUGGAAGUGGGACAAAGACUGCACGUCUGCUAUGAAGAAGUUAAAGCGCACUGAUAGAGUAUCCAGUCCUUAAGGUGGCUGACCCGUCCUUACCCUUUGUCGUUACUACGAACGCCAGUCAGUACGGCAUAGGUGCUGUUCUGCAGCAAGACGAUGGCAAUGGUUAUAGGCCCGUAGAGUUCAUGUCUGCUAGGAUGCAUUCAGAGAAGGUUGCGACAUUGACCUAUGAGAGGGAACUCUACGCUCUAAGGCAAGCGCUAGAACACUGGAACCAUUACUUGCUUGGGAGACACUUCAAAGUCUAUUCUGACCAUGAGACUCUAAGAUGGUUAAAGACACAGGCCAAGAUGACACCUAAGCUUACUAGGUGGGCCGCAGAGAUAGACCAGUACGAUUUUGAGCUCAAGCCAGUCUUGGGGAAAUAUAACGUAGUUGCGGACGCUCUGAGUAGGAGAGCGGACUACUUUGGAGCGAUAGUUCACUAUCUGGAUAUAGGGAGCGACCUGCAGGAAAAGGUUAAAGAAGCGUAUGCGCAAGACCCUAUCUAUAGUGACCUCCUCAAGCGAGUAAAGGAAGCCCCAGAGA
This is a messenger RNA of Chara braunii, 3040 nucleotides long. Lineage: Eukaryota; Viridiplantae; Streptophyta; Charophyceae; Charales; Characeae. The record is from the annotation of a GenBank genome assembly.